GAUACGCCAUUGCACGACUAUAAGAAAGGAUGAGAAGAACCACCAUGAUGACUAUACAAGCACGUGAGUGCAUUUGAAAAGCAUAUCCAGCUAACCAAGAAGAGGGAAGCUGUGUAACGUCGAGAUUCAGCUAGUUUCGUUUCCUCAACUACAUUCUCAUCGAAAUAAUCCGAGCUCUGAGUCAUAAACGAUUCAGUUGUGCCCGAUAACGGGGAUGAUGUAUAUACAUGCAGACGCAGGCAGUCAACGAGAUGCCUCUCUAAGACGCGUGCGCCUCGCGAAUAGUCACGAUCGCGUUCACGACGAGAGUGUGUGCAUGUUGGUCGACGACAGCCGGCUGGCUGGUCUGGUUCGGCACUCGGGCGUGGUUUUUCAGGCGCGGUGUGUCUGUGUGAGCUGCUACCCGGCCUAGGAGAGACGAGGCACCCCCCGAACAUCUUCGAGCCCUGAUCAACCGGGGGACCGACCAGCCAGCUCAGCGACUGUCGACUAGAGGGACUGGAAGGAUCGCGGCGUUCACGCCGGUUGCCGAUCGUGUAUAGUCUCGAGUCGUGGGAUCCAUUAAGUUCUAGUCUCGUAGACGACUACUGGCGUAGGACGAUCGCGAGGUCACCGCGAGUUAAAUGAUACAUCGCGACGAGGCCCUGGACCAUCGAAAAUCCGUCGACAGAUCGCAUUAUGAUGCUGAUGGGAUAAGACUAACGAAAAUGUCUUUGACAGCCAGCAAGCUCUUUCUCCAGAAACAUAAAAUGAGAUAUUAGACGUUUCGUGCACAGGGAUCGGUGCCAUGCAGGUCCGCCUAGAUGGGAAGCUGGGGUUGCUGUAUACUCUAUUGGUUUUGCAGGUUCUAAUUGUUAUGAUCUAUGUCGCCACAACCCCACCAGCUGAAUUGACUGCGUCAACGACCCGUGCAUCUGUCAGUUUUGUCAAAUUUGAGGCGUCGCAGGAACUGCAAAUAAAUCAAGGCAAUCAUAAAAAAUCACCAAUUUACCAGACAAUCAAUGGGGAGAUAGUAUUGAAAGAUGUCAAGACUUUUAGGCUGUUUGAAAUAUAUAAUCGCACUGUAUGCUGGAAAUUUGGAGUAGAUGAGCAUAAAAUGAGAAGCAAUGAACAUCUAGAAAGAUGUAUUUGCAAUCAAGGAUGGCACGGCUGGGACUGCGGACAGCCCGAAGUCGUAUGGAGGGCGAUUAUGGCGUCGAAGCAGAACAUUAGUCUAAAACGUCGUAAAACAGCUAGACACAUUAUCCAUACCUUCUUUCUGAGCGAUUACAAUUCAGGCAUCGCCGAAGUGAUAGUAGAGGAACUCUACAACGUGGUGGAUCUUUUUGUGAUUUGUGAUUUUAACAAUGCAGAGGAUAAUUUCCGACACAAACUGUCCAAGGGACUGUUACAACGGGAGCAAAGAAAGAUCUUAUACAUCAACGUAGCGACUAAGUCUCGCAAACCAUCGAGGAUAGUAUCGAAAUACGUCUGGGAUAAAAUCAAGAGUGUGGUACAGAAUUUAAAGGACGAUGACAUCUAUGUAAUGACGGAACCCGAACAGAUACUGAACUCCAGGGCAUUAAUGUUCCUUAAAGUGUACGACGGUUGGGCUCAGCCUAUCGGAUUUAGAUUAAGAUGGUCGGUAUACGGCUUCUUUUGGCAGCAUCCCCUCAAAACAACGAUAACGCUCGGCGCAUACACCGUCGGUCUGAUGCGUAACGCCUAUCAAUCUAACUCACUUGUAUUGCGACAGCAAUUAGACGGAGACACCAGCGAGAGAGAUAUUUUAGGAUUAGUCAUAGGAGAUUUAAAUCAUUACGGCGGAUGGUACUGUAAUCUGUGCCAAGCGCCUGCAAAUAUUAUUAUCGGUCUUCGCAACAAGGUCCGGUCUAAGGAGAUUCAUAUCGAAAAGACUAUAGAUGUGCCGUUCGUUGAGGAUCUAAUAGGAAGCGGACUAUGGUUAGAUGGUAAAACCAGUCUUCUGAGAGCUUCUAAAUCUAGAGAUUCCUACUUUGCGCCUGAAACGAUUCUCAAUAACACAUGGAAGUACGAUUGGCUAAUAGAAAAUUUUUAUGCUAAACUAGAUUACUAUUGACAUACUGGUCGCACCCGACUGUGAUAUUAAUUUAUACUCGAUACUCAAUGUACACUAAUGUAAUAUUAUAUACACUGAAUUUAUAUACAUUAAAUAUUACGU
Messenger RNA from Nylanderia fulva, 2179 nucleotides. It is a transcript of the gene Mgat3, whose product is annotated as beta-1,4-mannosyl-glycoprotein 4-beta-N-acetylglucosaminyltransferase. NCBI's taxonomy places the organism in Eukaryota, Metazoa, Arthropoda, Insecta, Hymenoptera, Formicidae. Gene Ontology annotation, cellular component: membrane. Gene Ontology annotation, molecular function: beta-1,4-mannosylglycoprotein 4-beta-N-acetylglucosaminyltransferase activity. Gene Ontology annotation, biological process: N-acetylglucosamine metabolic process. The record is from RefSeq and is a predicted model, not a curated record.